Molecule: messenger RNA, 1835 nt
Organism: Onychostoma macrolepis
Lineage: Eukaryota; Metazoa; Chordata; Actinopteri; Cypriniformes; Cyprinidae
Product: ret finger protein-like 4B
Exons: 4
Coding region: 332-1420 (362 amino acids)
Source: RefSeq, a predicted model, not a curated record
CUCUGUCUGUCUGUUUAUGGGGUGCAGGGCUCGUCACCAUGGCAACCACAAGCAAUGGAGAGGCUAAUAAAGGAAGCGUCUCUCUCUCUCUGUGUCUGUCUGUCUCUUGCUCGCUCUCAGCCUCGACUUCUUCUCUGUUCCUUUCACAGCAAACCAGCAGCAGCAUUGAAGGAUUUUGGGAUGCGUGUCGUCUUUAAUCAUGAAACGAGGGAAUUCUGGGACCUCGAAGGGAAUCUGGUCGUGACAGACGGAUGGUUUGCAGAUGUUUUAUGGAUCUGAGCUCGCUGUGAAUUAUCAGUUCUAGUGUGUGUGUGUGUGUGUGUGUGUGUGAAUGAUGACACACGUCACAGACGAGGAGACGCGCAUCUGUCCGUCAUGUGCUCGUGGUUUUGACGUUCCUCUCAUUCUGCCCUGCUCUCACACUCUCUGCGGCCGCUGUCUGACCGGAGGGGUGGGGCCUGAUCGAGGAAGGGGCGGAGUCAGGGGCGGGGCCUCCUCCUCUCAUCCAAUCGUUCUCUGUCCGAACUGUUGUCAUGGCGUUGAGCUGCCCUGCUUUGACUGGUCAUCUGCUCUGACCUGUCUGCCCUUUGACCCCACAGUGACCUUUGACCCUACAGAGAGAGUGAAGCGUGAGGAACAGAGAUGGGAGACGGAUGGCAGUGUGGAUCUUUCUGAAAAGGAAAUGGAACAAUCCGUAUCAGGUCUGCUCUUCACCCUCGAUUCGUCCUGCUCUGAUUCAUCACUUCACCUCUCAAGCUCCGCCCUCGCCGUCACCUUCACAGGUCACAUGAUCUCAUCACAUGACCGCAGCGAUCAGGACUCUGGUCCGCUUCCUCAGGUUUGCGGCAGUGUGAGCAUCUCCAGAGGACAGUAUUACUGGGAGGUGGAUGUCUGCAACAGCGCCAUCUACAGGAUCGGAGUGAUUUCAUCAUGUGAUGGGCGUGGCUGGUGGUUGGAGAGGCGUGGCUCUGCGUUUCACACUGUGUUUGACGGACAGCGUGAGCUCCUCCCCUCUGUUCCUCCUCAGCUGAAGACAGUGGGCGUGUUUCUAAAUGUGGGUGGAGCUUCGAUAACCUUCCACAAUCCUGUAACUCAAGAGUUUCUCGCUGCAAUCCCCGCCCACUUCAGUGCCCCCCUCUGUCCAGCUCUUCAAUUGGGUCAGGGAAGACUCAAGCUCCGCCCCGGCCUGCCGCCACCCAAUCACGUCUUCCUCAGCCACAGCUCUGCCUAUCGUGGUCCAGGAGGGGCGGGAAGCGGGCGCUGGAGGCGGGAUGUUGCGUUUGGGUCGGUGAGGGCCGUGAUUCAGAAGUUUGAGGAGAUUUCGACUACGAUUUCGGACUCUGAUUCGGGUCUCGUCUCCAGCAUCAGCUCACUGUCUGAGACCAAUAACAGUACAGAACGGCUCCGAACCAAAACCUAGUGCGCUUUCUACCCAGGCAGCACCCUAGUUAGACAGUAACAUUAUGCCCUCUGAGAUCUACGGAGCCCACAAAGGGACAUGAUGGUGGAAGAAAGUUGGGGUGGGAGGAAAAAAUAUUUUUCAAAUGUUUUGCGUUCCCUCGCAAAGAUAUUUAUAUUCUCUCACAAAACUUUUGCAUUCUCCCGCAAAGAUAUUUGCAUUCUCUCGCAAAACUUUUGCGUUCUCUCGCGAAGAUUUUUGCAUUCUCUCUAAAAACUUUUGCAUUCUCUGGCAAAACUUUUGCAUUCUCUUGCAAAUAUAUUUGUAUUCUCCCGCAAAGAUAUUUGCAUUUUCUCGCUAAACUUUUGCAUUCUCUCUCAAAACUUUUGCAUUCUCUUGCAAAGAUAUUCAUUCUCUCGCAAAACUUUUGCAUUCU